Messenger RNA from Darwinula stevensoni, 2076 nucleotides. Lineage: Eukaryota; Metazoa; Arthropoda; Ostracoda; Podocopida; Darwinulidae. The record is from the annotation of a GenBank genome assembly.
AUGAACUUACAUGAAUCCCGCUCAGAGAUCGAGCUUCAUCCCAGGUUGCCCAGUGGGAAGAAAGUGAACAAAAUCUCUUCAAAUACAUUCGAACCGGUAAAGACUCUGGAAGAACAUCUCAAUGAAGCAUUGACCAGAUGUAAGGAACUUGAGGAGCUUCUGAAGCGUGAACUCUCCAUGCGUCAAGUUCUAGAGGAAAAGCAAAGCAAGAUCGAAACGGAGCUACAGGAAACAAAAUCUCAGGUGAAGUUGCUGGAGGAACAGCUGGCUGAAGAGAGAGCCACACGGUAUGAAAUAGAGGAGCGUCUCAAGAAUGAGCUCUCCAUACGUGAAGAGCUAGAGCAGGAGAAAAGCAAGGUCGAAUUGGAGCUUCAGAAUAUCAAAACUCAGGUAUCUUACUCCGUACCAUCUUCUCACGCCAAGAAUGAUCAUUCCCUCUUCGUAGAACUAUCACAAGUUUGGAAACAAGGAGAAGGGACAGUGCCUAGUCGUGGGAAUAUAAUAGGAAAGGAGGAGGAGGUCCUUUCAGCCCAAAGAAUGAGGGAGAUUCGGAAGCAUAUUGAGUAUAUUCGGAAGCAUAGUGAGGGGAAUAUUUACAAGCUCCCACGGAAGUUAGUGAUGGAAGACCGAAAGAAUCGCCUGGCCAAAUAUGAAAUCGGCAAUAUGGGACUUGAUAGCGGACAGGGAAGAGUGCUCAUGCUUUUUGGGGCCGUAGGAGUAGGAAAGAGUACCCUCAUCAAUGGGAUCGUGAAUUACGUAUACGGGGUGGAUUAUAAUGAUGACUUCCGAUUCAAGCUCAUCUCAGAUGAAGACGAAGUACACAAGGGUCAUACCAAAUGGAUCACGGCGUAUCACCUACAUAUGCAGCGAGGAUUCGCUCUGUCCCAUGCCCUGACCGUCAUCGAUAUAGAUGGAUUUGGAGAUAUAGAAGGCAUACCGGCUGAUGAAGAACUGAGAGAUCAGAUCAGGGAGUUCUUCACCAAUGGCGGUUACAUUGGAGUGGAUCAACUUCACGCAAUUUGCUUUGUUGUACAUUCCAGUCUGCCCAGGCUCACUCCUACUAUGACGUACAUAUUUCACUCCAUUCUCUUAGUGUUUGGGAAGGACGUCAUAGAAAACAUCUUCCUAUUGAUCACAUUCGCGGAAAGGAACAAACCCGUAGUUCUGGACGCCAUCAAAGGAGCCAAAUUUCCAUACAAAGAUUACUUCAAGUUCAACAAUACAGCUCUCUUCCCUGAUUCCACGGCUGAUGGUUCUGACGUGGUUGACAAAGUCCUUUGGAAGUUCAAUGUCACAAGCUUCAACAUUUUUUUCGAGAAAUUACUAGAAACCCAACCGGUGAGUCUGACAUUGACGAAAGAAGUUUUGCACGAGAGGCGGCGAUUGGAAACCGCUCUCCAGAGCUUCCAAGCCCAAAUUAUUCCAAGUUUGAGAAGGCUGGAACUGCUGCGACAAGGAAAUGCAGCCCUGAGGCAACAUGAGGCAGAGUUGCAGACCAAGGUGGAUUUCACAUCAUACGAAGAAGUAACUAAGAAAAAAAUUAAUACCGAAGGAAUUGUGAAGGAGCUCAUCAAGGAUUUCAACAAGGAGAGGGCAAAUAUACUGGAUUUAACCAAGAGGGCACACGCAUGCUUGCAGAGACUCGAUUUGAUUGCCCUGAAACCCUUUAAUUGGUGGGUCACCGAUUACAUCGAUUUUCUCAUCGAGUCCGAGAAAAGAGAGGGCCGAGAAGGUUUCAUCCAAAGGCUUAAGUACCUCCAAGAUACAAGAGACAAGGCCGCAUUGGCUGAGAAUCUCAAGCAUAACUUUGAUCCGUUUAAGGAAUACAUGAAGGAGCUCGAACAAGAAGGCUUUGAUAUUUCUCUCUUCGAUCCGGAACCUUUUGAAGAUUAAAUUCUCAACCCGUUUUCGUCAUAAAACAAGCGGCGAUGGCGUCGAUCGAAAGGUUUCGUCUGUAUGCGGCUAAAACAUCAUGUUUAUCAAGCUGAUGAGACUUUUUGCGAAGAAAAUGGUGCCAAAAUGCUGAGAAACAGUGGGAUUUAUGCAUGAAAAAUAAAGAAAAUGAAGCUGUGGGGG